This is a messenger RNA of Cynoglossus semilaevis (tongue sole), 3181 nucleotides long. Its product is annotated as monoacylglycerol lipase ABHD2-B. Bases 258 to 1574 code for a protein of 438 amino acids. Gene Ontology annotation, cellular component: sperm plasma membrane; sperm flagellum. The transcript has 11 exons. Gene Ontology annotation, biological process: sperm capacitation; acylglycerol catabolic process; medium-chain fatty acid biosynthetic process. Gene Ontology annotation, molecular function: acetylesterase activity; monoacylglycerol lipase activity. NCBI's taxonomy places the organism in Eukaryota, Metazoa, Chordata, Actinopteri, Pleuronectiformes, Cynoglossidae. The record is from RefSeq and is a predicted model, not a curated record.
GCUGGCUAAAAGAAAAUGUAUCUCCGGACGUCCGAGCUUUUAAAAGCUCAUGAACGCCCCGAGCGUUUUGUGGUCCGUCAGAACCUGUAGGCUGCGAGUUGGUGCAGAAGUCUCUGUGGACUCGACCAAAACACGAAAAGACAGAUAUAAACGCCAUGCUGCGAGUAAACAUUAUAAUCUAGGUUAAAAGGGAGACGACCACUGAAACCACUGAUCUAUCCUCGAAGUCAGAUAAAAAGGCAUUCUCCCUCAUCAAGAUGACGACCAUGGAGGGCAGUAACAUGCAGACUCUUAGCUCGGAGAUGCCGGCCAUGGUUGACGGCGUAAAACUGGCAGCGGUGGCCACUGUCCUGUACAUUAUCGUUCGCUGUCUGAACCUGAAGAGUCCCACAGCUCCACCAGAAGUGGUCUACCAGGACACACCCCUCAGUCAUUACCUGUUCAAAUCCUGCCCAAUGCUGACCAAAGAAUACAUUCCUCCGUUGCUGUGGGGGAAGAGUGGUCAUCUCCAGACGGCCCUGUAUGGAAAAAUGGGGCGUGUCAACACACCCACACCCAGUGGCAUUCGCAAAUUCCUCCCCAUGCUUGAUGGAGCAACAGCGACCUUUGACCUCUUUGAAGCUCUUCAAGAUCACAGCACAGGAGAUGACAUUACCAUGGUAAUUUGCCCCGGGAUCGGUAACCAUAGUGAGAAGAGAUACAUUCGGACCUUUGUGGAUUACUCCCAGCGGCAGGGUUACCGCUGUGCCGUUCUUAACCACCUGGGAGCCCUGCCCAACAUUGAGCUCACGUCUCCACGCAUGUUUACCUAUGGUUGUACCUGGGAGUAUGGAGCCAUGGUGAGUUACGUCAAACGAGCCUUCCCUGAAACUAAGCUGGUUGUGGUGGGCUUCAGCCUGGGGGGCAACAUUGCCUGUAAAUUUUUGGGAGAGAAUCCGUCGAACCAGGAGCGAGUGUUGUGCUGCAUCAGCGUCUGCCAGGGCUACAAUGCUCUCAGGGUUCAGGAAACGUUCUUUCAGUGGGACCAGUGUCGGAGGAUUUACAACUUUCUGUUGGCAGACAACAUGAAGAAGAUCAUCCUGUCACACAGAAACAGUUUGCUGAGCCUGAGCUCGGGCAACAUCGGUGAUGCAGACAUGAGCAGACUGUGUGCCGCCACUUCUCUGAUGCAGAUUGAUGACAGUAUUAUGAGAAAAUUCCACGGCUACACCACUUUAAAGGACUACUAUGAGAUGGAGAGCUGUAUGCUCCACCUUCACAAAGUAUCUGUGCCUCUGCUGCUGCUGAACUCCAUGGACGACCCCCUGGUCCAUCAGUCACUGCUGGCUAUUCCACGUGCACUCACAGAAAAGAUGCCCAAUGUUAUGUUUGCCCUCACCCAACAUGGAGGUCACCUGGGCUUCUUCGAGGGAGCGAUGUUGUUUCCUCAACCUCUCACCUGGAUGGACAAGAUCAUCGUGGAGUACACUGACGCCAUCUGCCAGUGGGAGAAGAACAAGCCUGUGUGUCAGAGGAGCAGCCACCAGGACGUGGACUCCUGCCCACAGUGUACGAGGGAGACCCUCAGUGGGUAGAACUAACUGAACAACUAAUGACCAAAACAAUCAACCCAUGUUGGUACUGACGGCCCUACAGCUGGGUGAGUCAUUCUACGACAAAAUGAACAAAGUAAAGUAUGACAUGAAUUAGAUGAGAUCUAAUAAACGAAGUCAAGUUAAAUGGUCCAAAUGAAAUAGCUGAUUUACCAGUUUGGCAGGAAGGUACUCUGUUUAAAUCUACGAAGAAACUUAUUGUUUAACUAAGAAUAUUUAUUUAAAAAAAUGGAGAGGUUGGUAUGAGAACAAAGACUUGGAAGAACAAAGCUCAGAUACAAAACAAAAAAAACACAAAGUGUAACAGCUGCUUCUGAUUGUCACGUCUGGUCCAUAUGAAGACAGUAAUGUCACAUUAGAAAAACAGAUGAUGAGCAGAGCCUGAUGAAAUAUGGGUCAUUAUAGUUAACAUUGAAAGUGGACAUUUUCACCCGCAUUUGUUUCAGGAUGUUUAGGCCACAUUUCCUUGGUUACAUGUGGGCGACUUGUGCUGCUGUGUGGGCCAGAUACAAGCUGGCAAUGCUGCGUCAUUGUCAAUAGUGGACCACGUCAUAAACCAUCGGCAGAAGUUUGAUUAACAAAAAAGGUAGUUAAAACAACCUCUAGCACUCCUUUAGUAAAACCUGAAUGUAAAGAGUCUUCCUGCUGCACUGUUCCUUCCUCCUCCCUAUACUUUACUUUUUGCUGACCCUGAAUCCCAGUGUCAGGGUGAUGCACUGUAAUGAUGGAAUUCCCACUAAAUCAAAACUUGCACAGAAACUAAAAUGUAGCAUUUACACAUGCAGUCAUUUAAAAAAGAUAAAUAAAUAUCUUAAACGCUAAAGCCUUAAACUCAUUGAAACAAUAAACAAAAUGAUCUGCAAUGAUUUAAGUACAGCUCGUGUGUGACGAAAAUGAUGUUGAAUUUUGGUUGGUUAAGUUGCAGCCAGACGUAAGUGCCUUGAUGUAAAUAUAGAUAUGUUAAUAAUUCAGCUGUGUUAAUGUUUUUUUUCUUGAUCUCAGGUCCAGUAACAUCUCUACUGUCUUAACUGUCUUUCUAUAAUUAACCUUUAACUUUUUCCAAUGAUUGUAGGGGAAAUGAGUGGUUUGCUUUGUGUAAAUGGGUUCUCUUUGCAUUCCUAGUGUUUACUGGACCAUGCACCUGUGUUCUUGCUACUGACUUUAACUGAAAUAAAGAUAUUGUCACUUUUUAACAGUGGAGCUCUGCUUACAUGAAUAAAGGCCUUUAGAAAACAGCACGUUUCCUUCUCAGAAAAAUCUUCUGCUCAGUCUCACAAAUCUGUGGCUGCAGUUAAAUUUCCAUGCUGACAAAGUCAGACAUGAUAGAAAUAUUUUGUUCUGCCGAGUCAUUGUUUUUGUCAAUUUUUGUUUCUUCCAAAAGAGAAACAGCGCCCCCUAUUGGUCUGUCUGUAUUUAACUCUGCUCAGCACUACUGCUCAGCCUGUACUGUACCUUGAAGACUCAGAGUCUUGACUUGAAGAGAUGGACUGUUGUUGCCUGCACUUUACCGUCAUUUAUACAGUCACAAAAUCCUUUGUACAUGCUGUGGUUCGCAGACAUGAAUAAAUGUUUUACAUCUUUCAUUUCAA